Molecule: messenger RNA, 1281 nt
Organism: Linum trigynum
Lineage: Eukaryota; Viridiplantae; Streptophyta; Magnoliopsida; Malpighiales; Linaceae
Source: the annotation of a GenBank genome assembly
AUGAUGGAAGAAGGUGGGCGAGAAGAUCUCGAAGUGACGAUCAUGGCAAUGAAAGGCAGCUCACGAGAAUGGAACAGAGUGGUGGCGUCCAACUUAGCCCGAUUCCUCAAAUGCCCUCUCAUCGACACUCACGACAUCAACCAAGCCCUUCAAAAAUCCUCCUCCUCCUCUCAAACCAACAAUAAUAACGAAAUGGCCGAAGAAUCUCCAGCGCUAGACGUCGCAUACGGCGUCGCUUCCACGCAGCUCAUCAGUCUGAAAAUCCCCGUCAUCAUCAGUGGGGCCCACCCGUUAACUCUGGGGACCACGUGGCGAGCACUCGCAGCUUCUUCCGGCGCUCGUCUCAUCGUCAUCAAAUGCCACCCGCCCGAAGACAAAGCCGGACAACAUCAGUCAGACGGCGAGGACGAACACGAUGGCAUCUUAUUGGUCCACGUGGAUGCCGAGUCAUUCGACGGGAAGAAAGCCGAAGGCAUUGUGUCCAAGAUUCACUUGCUUUUACGUCAGCAGAAGAAGUACAAUAACAAUACUAAGGUGGUGGCUGGGCCUGGAGGAAACAAAAAAGCAAAACAGAGGAAGCAGAGAAGAAGCGACCACUUGCAUGAAUGGGUGGAGAAACAACCGAAUAAUAGUAGUAAUGAAAAUACUACCGACGACGGCUGGUCGUGCAUAGCUUGCGGCGACGGCGACUUCUAUGAUCAUCUCACAGCUUAUUACCGAUGCACCGACUGUGACUUUGCAUUGCACAAAAGCUGCGCCGAGAAACCGGCCGACGGACUUGUGGACAGAUGUCCGCCGUAUCUGGAAGUAGUCCGACCACAAUCAUAUGACUUUCCUUCCAAGGUGAAAUGCAAAAACUGUAGGGUCGACGGCGGCGAGGAGGAGGAGUUCUCCGGCGCCGUGGAUGACUGCCAUGAUUGCCUGAUGCAGACGAACCUCCACCACCAGAUCUUGCCGACUGUGCUAAGGGAAGAUACCGCGCAUGAUCACCGUCUGAACCUGGUCAUCAUGCCGUUUGGGUACGAAUACAAAUACUUGUGCGCCCGCUGCGACAAACUCGGGUACUCGGUCGGAUACAAAUGUUAUGAGUGUAAUGACCUACCCAAUUACCACGUGGCAUGUGCCUUGCUAGCGCAUGAUGAAAGAAGAGUAGUUGAGAAACAAAUGCAUAGAUUUUUUCGUAGGAAGCAGAAAGAUAUAGAGGACCUACUAGACCGUAAACAGGCUUCUAAGGGCCAAUCGGGUAUGAAAAAUAACACGUAUUUAAAUGAAAAUGAUUGA